AGAAGUGUUCUUUUCCCUAUUUUAAACGGAAACCGGUGAGGGUUGUAUGUAACUGGAACAAGCUUUUUUUCAUCCCCGCUCUCGUCCUUCCAUGCUGUCAUCGCACUGCUUGUCAUCGAGGACCAGCUUCUUUCUCCUCAUCUCAACUCCAUCAUAGCAGCAAAGAAGCUAAGUUCAAUCAGCAAUCAACGCACGUUCUAAGUCGAUUGAGACUUCUGUAUCCAGGUGGACUGAUUCUUGGUCACCUCCGGUAUCACGUUAAUAUUUUUGACCCUUUAAAGUUCUGAAACUUGGAGAUAUUGGAUGCUUAUGUUUGAUAUUUGAAGCUUAUGGAUGACCAUACUGAACAACCUCUUCCACCCGGGGUUCUUUCUACGUCAUAUUCUUCACCACUUGUGCCAACUUUGAAUCCUGCUGGACAUUUUCCCCAGUCCUUUCAGAAAACUGCUAAUUUUUGUUACCAUGCUGGCAAUGGCGAUGGAACUCUUUUCCCUGUGGUCACUUCUGUUCAACCUUUCAUUGAAUCUUUUCAUACCUCUGAACACGUGCCUUCUGAGGCUAUACUCAAUACUUUACCGUCCAAUUUGGAAUCUAUUAAUGGAUUGAAGUUACAGCCACAAAGUGCUAAUGAUCUUGAGAGUGCUGCUCAGAAUGCUGUUUUUCAUGAACAGGAAAUUUCUGCACAAAAAGUAAUACAAAGUCAAAGAGAAGCAAGGAAUGCAAGUGGACCUAAGGAUAAUUCAGAUAUUUUCUCCGGUCGUCAUGACCCAAAUGCUUUAAAGGAGCAUUUACUCCAAAUGACAGCAGAGCAUCGUAUGCAAAUGUCCUUAAAGCGUGGAAAGUCAACACAGCCUGAACAAGGUAAUGUGGAAAUUGGAAAUGGAUAUGGAGUGCCAGGUGGAGGUGCUUAUUACAGUGCCUCAAAUACCGAUGUGUCGAUCUCCAAGACAAGUACAAUCACUGGUCAUAGAACAAAUCAACAUGGUACAGACCCUAAUGGGGGUUCUGAACAUAAUUGUGUUGGUAAAGAAUUGCCUGAAUACCUCAAGCAGAAGUUGAAGGCUCGAGGUAUUCUGAAAGAUGAUUCAAAAAUAGAGAACCAAGGCAUAUCAAUCAAUAGCUCAAAGGCACAAUUAUCAAAGACAUCCGAUGCCACCUUGCCUGUGGGAUGGAUCGAAGCCAAGGACCCUACAAGUGGUGCUUUAUAUUAUUAUAAUGGAAGUACUGGGAAAAGUCAGUGGGAAAGACCUAUUGAGGCUCCUGCACAAGUUUCUGGGGUGUGUUCGGGACUUCCUGAAUAUUGGCAGGAGGUUCUUGAUGAAUCAACUGGUCAAAAAUAUUACUAUAACUCACAGACUAAUGUAUCACAAUGGGAACAUCCUUCUAAACCACAGCAGGUUGCCAUUCAGCACUGUGAUAGAGCAGUCACCAACAAUGCAACUAAUGUAACUCGGGUUGACCAAGCUUCCACAUUCCAGAGAUGCAUUGAAUGUGGUGGAUGGGGUGUGGGCCUUGUACAAUCAUGGGGUUACUGCAAACAUUGCACUCGAGUUCUCAAGCUUCCUCAAAGCCAGUAUGUGUCAGCAAAUGUGGAGAGACAACAACAAACUUCUGGGGAUGCAGGUGUCACAGAAGACUCUGACAAGAAGUUUCAGAGGCAGAGGUCUAAUUUCAAACCACCAAUGAGUAAAAGCAACAAAAAAGACAAACGGAAACGCACAAAUGAUGAGGAUGACGAAUUGGAUCCCAUGGAUCCAAGCUCUUAUUCAGAUGCUCCUAGGGGUGGUUGGGUUGUAGGUCUCAAAGGAGUGCAACCACGGGCAGCAGAUACCACUGCAACGGGUCCUCUCUUUCAGCAGCGCCCUUACCCAUCUCCUGGAGCAGUCUUGCGUAAAAAUGCUGAAAUUGCUUCUCAAAGGAAAAAUACUAAAUCUAAUCUUACCCCUAUAUCCAAGAGAGGUGAUGGUAGUGAUGGACUGGGUGACGCUGAUUGAAGAAUUUAAGCCAUUGUGUUAUAUUUAUUCGCUUAAAGGAGGAUUCACAGAAAGGGAACUUUUCCCAGUUGAAGUUGCUUCACCACAAGGAGCUAGUCAUACUCACAUUCUAAUCGUAGAGGCUGCAAGAACAGGCAUGAAUGAAUAUUCUUCUCGAAGUUCCUGACAUACUGCUGAAAGAAUUUCAUCCAAAAAUGCAAUAGGCAUGUAGAACAUAAAAUUUGCAGUUAAAAUGCUAGUGUCUAAAUUCCUCCUCCUCCUUCAGAAAAAGACUUCCAAACUUCAUAAACAGGGACUGCUGUAGGAGCAUAGGCCAGCCGCUGUAUAGAAAGCUAUUUAUUGUAAUCAUAUAUGUGUUUGGCAUACGGUUUUUUUUUUUCUUCUUUUUUUUUUGAGAAAGAGGUCAUGAAAAGGAAAAAAAAAUGAAUUCUCUACAGUAGUCACCACUCUUGCAGGAUUAGGAAGCUAGAACACUUGGAUCCUACUGAGUGUUCACUUCUCUUAUCUAAUUCGUUUCACUAUAUUAUUCUAAAAAGGAAAUUUUCAUUUAUCAUUUA
Messenger RNA from Solanum dulcamara, 2551 nucleotides. RefSeq lists its product as uncharacterized. The record is from RefSeq and is a predicted model, not a curated record. Gene Ontology annotation, molecular function: protein binding; ribonucleoprotein complex binding. The transcript is spliced from 15 exons. Gene Ontology annotation, biological process: alternative mRNA splicing, via spliceosome. Gene Ontology annotation, cellular component: cytoplasm; nuclear body. The coding region runs from base 330 to 1994 and encodes 554 amino acids. Lineage: Eukaryota; Viridiplantae; Streptophyta; Magnoliopsida; Solanales; Solanaceae.